UGCACUAAGCUGUUUGCAUCUUCUACUUGUUUGUUUUUUAGAAUCUAUAUCAAAAAGAAACACAGUGCAGCUACGCGCGACUCGUGUUUCAAAACCCUCACUCACUCAUCGUCUUUCCUUCCACCAUGAAGCUCGUCAGGUUUCUAAUGAAGCUGAACAACGAAACCGUUUCGAUUGAGCUUAAGAAUGGCACUGUUGUUCACGGCACCAUUACAGGUGUUGAUAUCAGUAUGAAUACACAUUUAAAAACAGUUAAACUAACUCUGAAAGGGAAAAACCCAGUUACUUUGGAUCAUCUGAGUGUGAGAGGCAACAACAUUCGUUAUUAUAUCCUUCCUGAUAGCUUGAAUCUUGAGACAUUACUGGUUGAAGAGGCUCCUAGGAUCAAGCCUAAGAAGCCAACUGCUGGGAAGCCUUUGGGGAGAGGUCGGGGACGAGGGCGUGGACGCGGACGUGGUCGUGGCCGUUAAAUUGCAAAUUAACUGAAUUUGUGGCCUUUGGUUGUACCUUUAUUGUAGGAAAUUUUUCUAAUGAGUUUAAAGACGUUGUAGCAGUGCUGUUGACCAGUUAAGUUAGUCAUGCAGACUUUAUUCACGUUGCCAUUUUCUUGCAUCAAUGCUUUGAAGUUCCCUUGUAUAAUUCUCCCUGUUGGAUCAUUGUCAUAUUUCAACUGAGAAUCUGCUGCUUA
Messenger RNA from Vigna umbellata (rice bean), 688 nucleotides. Its product is annotated as small nuclear ribonucleoprotein SmD1b-like. Gene Ontology annotation, molecular function: RNA binding. The record is from RefSeq and is a predicted model, not a curated record. NCBI's taxonomy places the organism in Eukaryota, Viridiplantae, Streptophyta, Magnoliopsida, Fabales, Fabaceae. Gene Ontology annotation, biological process: spliceosomal snRNP assembly; RNA processing.